AUGUCGCUCUUCCUACGAACCUUGUUAGAACGCCCAGACCUCAGGUCCCUUGUGCUGCACAUUGAGUGCCAGUUUUUUCUCAGGCUACAAGGCGCUCUUUCACCUGAGACACCUCCAGAUGUCUUGCGAAAAUUGCGUGAGAAAUCCGUCAACAUAUAUGAGCAAGCGACCCAGGGAGCAAGAUCGCUAUCAGACUUGAACGCAGCUGUCCUUGACUUUGUUGCCUACUCCGGCGAUGAAGCACCGAGUGACCUUGGCGAACGAUGUCUCGCCGCUAUUCUUUGUCUUGUGCCCAAUCUCCAGUCUUUAGCCCUCCCCCCUCUCCCUCGCCCUGAAUGGUGUGUCUCGGGCUGGGUUGACGACGCGGGUAGCGAGGUCAACGACGAUGCUUCUGACUGGGAUGAUGAAGAUAUGAUAAAUGGCGAGUACCAAACACUCAAUUCGUUGCUUGGACUGCUCCGCGAAUACGACAGUGUUUCGCACAAAGUACUCCACAGGCUGAUGCAUCUGCGAUUCACCUACUGCCCCGGCUAUAUACCUGACAACUUCUCCAAGAUGAGAGAAGGGCUCCUAUCACUAAGAUAUGAAUGGCCUCAAUACACAUUCCGAAUCUCGGCAUGCAUUAAUCUUCUUCGAUGCCCGAAUCUAAAGGAGGUCGUGUUAGACUCUCUCGGAACCCUAAAAGAUUUCCACGGAAUUCUUCCACGUCUCGCCUCUGCACCAGGAUACAACUUCCAACGACUUCACCUCGUAACUUCGUCAAGCACUGAGCUAGCACUGGACAAGAUCAGCAACAUGCUGCAACUAUCCCAGCUUACUGUAAACUGCCCAGACUAUGCGCCAAUUACCAAGGACCGAGAUAAGAGAGCAGUUUCAAGUCGUUCAGGCGGCUAUACUGGCCCACCCCUAUGGGACUCGGCGUUGACGAAGCUGGGGGAGAAUCUGGUUGCUCUUGACCUGCGCAACAUCUGCACCUCUCAAGACAUGGACUAUUUCCAUCUGACCUGCCUCAAAUCCAUGGCCAAGCUGGAGCAUCUGUCGAUCUGCCUCCCACUCAUCAACCCCGUUGAGAAAUUCCAAUCGCGUCCGCUCCAUGCCGUUCUGCCCUGCUCGCUUAAGUCGCUGGACUUGUAUGACUGGGCCUGCCACUUUACCAGCAACGGGGUCAUCGGCCAACUUAACAAAUUGGACCUUUUUACUACUAUUGAGCUUCGAUUUCACGUACUUGCCGAAGGGGUUUUGCGCAUAUAUAAGAGAGCACUGACAGAUAUUCUACGCACAUUCGGCCUAGCUUGCAAAGCGUCGCACCCGAGCCUGCGGUCUCUCUGCGUAUUUGCAUUUAAGCCAGAGCCUAGAACAUCCUUGUUCGAGGACCUGCCGCCCAUGGAAGGGAUCAAUCCCGACCAGAAAGACAUAGAGUGCCUUUUUGAGGCCAACGGGGUCAGGUUCCGGGGAUAUGUACUUGGAGGUUUUGAGUCAUCCCCGUUCCGGGGCGCGUAUGCAGAAUUGUAUGAAUAG
This is a messenger RNA of Clonostachys byssicola, 1518 nucleotides long. NCBI's taxonomy places the organism in Eukaryota, Fungi, Ascomycota, Sordariomycetes, Hypocreales, Bionectriaceae. The record is from the annotation of a GenBank genome assembly.